CGUCGCCCGCCAGAGAGGAGCGGCCAUCCCGUCGCCGCGGCUGAGGCGGGGGCCGCGCCUGCCGCCUGCGCCGUGCGACCAACCGCCUCCCACCCCCAACCCUGCGGGGCCCUGCCGGUGCCCGCUCCCCGCGCAGCCGUGCGGGAGCCGGGAGAGGCGGGGGGGAGGGGGCGUGUUGUUGGCGCGGCCGGCCGAGGACCGGUCGGUGCCCCGCUUCCCUCCGCCGGGGCCCCGGGCAGGCGCUGGGCGUGCUGGUCGGUGGGUCGCGUCCCGCAGCGGCGUCUCCUGGAGCUGUCGGCAUCGGUCGGAAUAGGGGAGGUGGGCUGCCGCUCGCCCCUCGCCGCCUGCUGAUCCGCUGGCUUCCAGUGCUGGGCUUUAAAUACUGCAAGGCUAAUGAUGAAACGUGCCCAUCGGCGAGCGGCUGGACAGUGGAGCGGACCCUCUCGCUUCAGAGGUGGCCGCGGUCACCCGGCGUUUGACUGCGGCUGUCCCAUGGCACCGUCGGGCUGUUGCGACUUCAGCAUCGGGAGUAAUCUGUGUUGAAACCAUGGCGCUGUACGGUGGCGGGUUUAGUUGGAAUGGAUGAUGCAAGUAUGGACAUAAUAGCCUAUGAUGAUUACUCCAGUCCACCGCUUCAGAGAUAUUGAAAGGAAACCUGAAUACCUCCAGCCAGAAAAGUGUGUUCCACCUCCUAGCCGCGCUUCCCUGGGAACAAUGUGGUUUAUUCGAGAUGGCUGUGGUAUUGCAUGUGCUGUCGUUACCUGGAUGCUGGUGUUCUAUGCCGACUUUGUAGUCCUUCUUGUCAUGCUAGUUCCAUCAAGAGAUUAUGUUUAUAGUGUCAUCAAUGGCACACUGUUCAACACCUUGGCUUUCCUCGCUUUGGCUUCACAUUUUCGUGCUAUGCUGACAGAUCCAGGUGCUGUACCCAAAGGUAAUGCCACAAAGGAAUUCAUUGAGAGUUUACAGCUAAAGCCAGGACAGGUGGUUUACAAGUGCCCAAAGUGUUGUAGCAUCAAACCUGACAGAGCACAUCACUGCAGUGUUUGCAAGAGGUGUAUUCGGAAAAUGGACCAUCACUGCCCGUGGGUCAAUAACUGUGUAGGAGAGAAUAACCAGAAGUACUUUGUACUGUUUACAAUGUAUAUAGCACUGAUUUCCCUGCAUGCUCUAAUCAUGGUGGGAUUUCACUUCUUGUAUUGCUUUGAAGAAGACUGGACAAAAUGCAGUUCCUUCUCUCCGCCAACUACAGUGAUUCUUCUCAUCCUCUUGUGUUUUGAGGCUCUCCUAUUUCUCAUCUUCACCUCAGUUAUGUUUGGGACCCAAGUACACUCCAUCUGCACUGAUGAAACGGGUAUCGAGCGUCUUAAGAAUCAGAAGCCAACUUGGGAGAAGAUCAGUGGCUGGGAAGGAAUGAAGCUGGCAUUCGGUGGUGCCUUCUCCUUGGGUUGGUUCAACCCUUUUUCGAACCUGAGCUGCAAGAGCCCAGCACCGGCCGAAGCGGUAGCAGCAGCUCCCGCGUCUGCAAUAAUGACCCAAGAAGAAAUCGAGCAGUUUCUCGCUCGAGAUGUUGCCGUCCAAGUGUUACAUGAAUAAGCAAAGCAUCCUCCACGAUGUCAGGAGCAGCUUUCAGGUUGUUUUUUUAAUAACUACUUGUGCUGGAGAUUUAAGGGGUUGUUUUUUAACAUACUUUUGGUGCGUUACAAAAAUUCAGGAGUAUUUAUCUGGAAGCUAGGUACAGCACUAGCAGAAACAAUGCAAAUCUCCAGAGAAAGCUUUGUAAGUGAUGAGAUUCAUAAGCUCCUUUUUGGACCUGCAUCAACUGCUUUACUGAGCUUUUCUUACUUGGUCUUCAAGGAAAGUUUAUGACUGUCAAAUAGAUUGGUCCCAGCUCCCAGAAAUGUGCAGUCCUAAGGAGUCUGGUUAGUCUUUUGUUCUUGCAGCCUUUGGAGGGCUAAAUGAUAAGCCCUGCACAAUGGCCAGAUUAGCCCGGCUCUGAAGUUUUUCUUGAAAAACGCAUCCUUUUUGGCUCAUCCCAUGGAUGCUGCCUCUGGAUUGUGAAAGCUGCUGGUGCUCAGGUCUUAGCAGAGGUGGGAUACGGGGCUACGGACGCAGCAGAUGGGCGAGCUUGCCCUGGGUGUAAUUCCUUUGGGCUCCGAAAUAUCUCCAGGUGUAAAUUUUAACCCUCUGUGCUCAUGGGGCUGCCCAAAACUGGUGGUGCUUGCCUGAGCAGCGUCGGAGCUGGCGGGCUGGUGGUGGUGCCAGGCCGGCGGGAACGUUCGCCCGUGACCAGCACAGCUGAGAGCGGGCAAAUGUUGGCUGGGUUGUUGAGCUGCUGGGGCGGGGGGAAGCUUUUGCUCUGGGGCUGCGGUUUGUUAGCAGGUAGGAUGCAUGGAGCGGGAGCUGCCUGGCCAAACUCUGCAGCCUGGAAUGCUGGCAGCUGGUCUAGGCCAGGCACCAGGGCUUUUUCUGUGGUCAAAGAAGAGAGGGACAUGUGAGCACCCUGGUGAUGGAGGUACUGGUUCUCUCCAUUUGACUUGUCUAAUUUAGAUGUCUCCUUUUCUUUUCUUGAUAGCUAGAGUUAGUUGAGAAUGAAUAUUGCCUCUUAAUCUUACUGGGGUUUAACGUUGUCCUAUUAGUACUUGCCAUUACGCAGGGUUUCCUUACACUAAUUUUGCAGCCAGCUCCUGCUGAACAUUGGUGAACCUGUAGAAGGAGCACACAUCGCUCAAGGAAGGCGUUGCUGCAGGUGGCAGUAGUUGCAGCAAAUCAGGCAGGGGUGACGCUAGCUGCUGCAUUCAGAUACGCUACAAACACUUGGCAUGCUCCAGAUGUCAGUGUAGUUUUAAUUUAGACCGUUUUUUCAGAUUUUUUUUUUUUCUUCCUGUUGUCUCCCUUGUCAGUAGAUUUUGCAGGAUAUUACAGAGGUGCUCCUGGCUUUCCCCCGACAAGACCUGCUUGACUUUAUCUCCCCCUCCCCUGUAACAUGGAGCAAAGAUAAUUCCUUCCUCUCGAAAGUAAGAGACACGGGUUUGGGGGAUGAAAGCAUGGUAUUGUGAAAGACCUGUAUGAAGUUUUUAUUUAUAGAAACAGUACCAAAUGGGAUUUGUGCAAGAUUUUUUUUUUUUUUCUUUUUCCCCCAAAAAGCAUCUUAGUAUGUAUGAAUGGUGUGACAUUCAGGGCUACUGUGGAGGCACGAGAUUCUCUCCUGGACUUGUCCUCUGCCACAGCAGUCCCUUUCCCUGGCAAAGGGACUGGGAACAAAUGGAGUGCCGUGACUGAGGAGCACAGCUUGGCUAAAACCCAGGGGGUAUUUCCGAACAGUCGUCCCAUCCCCUGUCCCCUCUGGAUGUCUGCUCUUUGUCAAUGAAAAAUAGAUAUAGAAAAAAUCAUUAGGAACUGUCUAUUCAUAAAAACCUUUUAGGUAAAGGGAAACACCCUGCAUUUGGGGGGAAUUGAGGUGUCCUCUCAUGUCAUUUAGACACGAGGUCUUGAACGUCUUUGCCCUGUGCAGCAGUGUCAUAGUGAGAGAAGAAGCUCUCCUACUUCUGCACUAGCCUACGUUCCUCUCUGUCAGCGUCUCACAGGAAAGGGACGUAUGCAGAUCUAUAAGGGAUUUCCUAUACGGAGCAAUAGGGGUGUCAAAGGAGGAAAAGUAAGGGUGCCCUUUUUAGCUCACAUUUUCUAAUUUUGGCUUGCUGCUCGGCCUCUGCAUCCAGUUAACAUCCCUGCCUCAGGUGCCGCGUCUGCAGUGAAAGUGGUGCUACAGGGUCCUGCAGGGAGAAACUAGUUAAUGGCUGAAAAUCACCUUGAGACAGGCGCAUGGGGCUGUCAGCCUGGGAGAGACCCCCUCAUGCUGUGUUUCAGUGAUGCUUCUCAGGACGCGGACCCCGCUUCCGUGGCUUUGGGUAGGCACGGAUGGAGGCAGCGUAUUUCCUCCUCUAUUCUCAAACCUGGUUCACCUCAUCAUGACGACAGGCGUCCUUUGCUUCUGUUUCCCACCUCUCGUGUUGUUCCUCAGGUGCUGGCAUUUCUGGGUUUGUUUUCUGAAGCUGGAAAGCAGUGUGAAGAGGAGGGUGAGAGCCAGAACAGCUGUCUCCCUUUCUCCCACAGUGCAGUUACGGUCCAGCUGAGAGAUGGGGACAUGUCCCUGUGCCUUACGCAGAGCUGUGGGCAGCCAGCCCAGCCCCGGCUCCGAUGCGCCCCCCAGACCCAACCGGGUGACCUCCUGCAUCCAGCAAAUCUGGUGUCUCUUGGCUGUCGGUCUCCCUUGUCCCCCUCUUCUUCUUCCCCCCCUGAAGUCCCAGUACCCCUCAGUGUAUCUCCUCUCUGUCUCCGUAUAGUGUGGCAACCGUCAGAAAUUGCAAAAGUCUUCAUGAGUUGGAAAAUUCUGUUUUAUCCACAGCUCUAGUGUAAACCUCCUUCUUUAACGACUACCUGGUAGCUUGAGACCAAAGGUGAUUUUCAGGAAAUUGGAACCAAACCCACCGUUUUCCUUCCCUUCCCUCCACACACUCCUUGCCCUUGUUAAAUCGUGCCUUCAGCUUCAGGCCAUGCUGCUAUGGUUGCAGCCGGCUCGCUGGGCCCCAGGGAAGGGGACCCUCGGGAGCACGCGGGGGGUCCGGGAAGAUGCUCCCCCCAUACUGCUCAGUGUGAUAUGGUCUGCUGGAGAUACCAUCACUGCUCCAGCAUGUUAAUACGUGAUGGACAGCAUUGUGGCAGACGUGGAAAGCAUUCUUGUGCUUCUUAUCUGGUGUCUUCUACAGCAGGUUUUCUAUGCAAGUAAAGAAUUUACAUCUCUUGAAAAUAUAUAUAUUUUGCUGUUUGUAACACCUUUUUAUGCCUCCUGUUGCUAUUGUACUUAUUAAAGAACUAAUACUUCA
This is a messenger RNA of Aquila chrysaetos chrysaetos, 4880 nucleotides long. RefSeq names its product zinc finger DHHC-type palmitoyltransferase 3 (gene ZDHHC3). Bases 610 to 1593 code for a protein of 327 amino acids. The record is from RefSeq and is a predicted model, not a curated record. NCBI's taxonomy places the organism in Eukaryota, Metazoa, Chordata, Aves, Accipitriformes, Accipitridae. Gene Ontology annotation, molecular function: protein-cysteine S-palmitoyltransferase activity. Gene Ontology annotation, cellular component: Golgi apparatus; endoplasmic reticulum. Gene Ontology annotation, biological process: peptidyl-L-cysteine S-palmitoylation; protein targeting to membrane. The transcript has 8 exons.